Miscanthus lutarioriparius is the source of this 807-nucleotide messenger RNA. NCBI's taxonomy places the organism in Eukaryota, Viridiplantae, Streptophyta, Magnoliopsida, Poales, Poaceae. The record is from the annotation of a GenBank genome assembly.
AUGCGGGACAUGGAGGCGGUGUGCCAGGAGUUCUUCGCGCUCCCGGCGGAGGACAAGGCCGGGCUCUACUCCGAGGACGCGGGGAAGACCACCCGGAUCUACUCCAGCACCAUGUUCGACACGGGCGCCGAGAAGUACUGGCGCGACUGCCUCCGCCUCGCCUGCUCCUUCCCCGACGUCGGCGACAGCCCCAGCGGCUGGCCUGACAAGCCCCAGAGGCUCCGGGAGGUCGUGGAGCGGUUCACGGUGCAGACGCGCGGGUUGGGGAUGGAGGUCCUGCGGCUGCUCUGCGAGGGCCUCGGCCUCCGCCCCGACUACCUGGAGGGGGACAUCAGCGGCGGCGACGUGGUGCUCCACGUCAACCACUACCCGCCGUGCCCCGACCCGACCGCCACGCUCGGCCUGCCGCCGCACUGCGACCGCAACCUCCUCACCUUGCUCCUCCCCAGCAUGGUCCGCGGCCUCGAGGUCGCCUACCAGGGCGACUGGAUCAAGGUCGACCCCGUGCCUGGCGCCUUUGUCGUCAACUUCGGAUGCCAACUUGAGGUUGUGACGAAUGGGGUGCUGAAGAGCAUCGAGCACCGGGUGAUGACCAACCUGGGGGUGGCGCGGACGACGGUGGCCACGUUCAUCAUGCCCACCACGGACUGCCUCAUCGGCCCCGCCGCCGAGUUCCUCAGCGACGACAACCCGCCGGCCUACCGCACCAUGACGUUCGGAGAGUUCAAGCGCAUCUACAGCGUCGUCAAGCUGGGGUCGUCGCUCAACCUCACCACCAAUCUCAAGGACGUGCAGAAGGAGCUCUGA